Haliaeetus leucocephalus (bald eagle) is the source of this 2318-nucleotide messenger RNA. It is a transcript of the gene CLTB, whose product is annotated as clathrin, light chain B. Lineage: Eukaryota; Metazoa; Chordata; Aves; Accipitriformes; Accipitridae. Gene Ontology annotation, biological process: clathrin coat assembly; clathrin-dependent endocytosis; intracellular protein transport. The record is from RefSeq and is a predicted model, not a curated record. Gene Ontology annotation, molecular function: clathrin heavy chain binding; structural molecule activity. Gene Ontology annotation, cellular component: synaptic vesicle membrane; plasma membrane; postsynaptic endocytic zone cytoplasmic component.
GAGGACUCGUGCCCCCUCUUGCUCCGAGGGCAGGGAGGGGUUCCCUCCGGGCUGCACCCCCCACGCAGCCCCGUGGGACUGGGGAUCCCCGUGGGGUGCACAGCAUCCCCAGUGGGUGAUGGGGUCCGUGGUGUACCCCCAGUGGGCAGGCGAUGGGGCUCCCCAGUGGACCAGGCCUGCAUCCCAGCAAGGGCUGUCUGGGGUCUGUGCUUGGUCCCAGAGGGUUUGACGUUGGGGUUCCCUCUCAAACCUCAGGAUGUGGGGUGAAUCUUGAGCCAGGACUUGCCAGCUGUGGGGCAAUUUCUCCCCCAUGUGCUCAGGCUGGGUUCCCUGGGUUGGAUGGAUCCCUGUCUCUGUGUCUCAGUGGCCCCAGCUAGGGCAAUGAGGGGCAUUCAGGUGGAGCUGAGGAGCAAUGACAGCCUCGUCACUGUCCCCACGGACAGGAGAGGCCUUUGGGGUGCAAAAUGGAAGGCAUUUCCAUUGGGGACGUUGUGGUCCCAGGCCCUGCAGACUAAUCCUGAUCUCCUGCCUCCAGUCUGCAGGGGCAGGGCCUCAGGAGUCUGCUCUCUACAUGGGCAUAGGGAGGCUGCUGCCACUGUGCUCUGGCUCCUUCCACUAACCCAGGCCCACAGGGCCUCCUUGUGCUGGCUGUAGAGCAGUGGUUUCACCUCUCUGCACAUAGGGCCUGGAGAAGUGUUGACGGCUGCGGUCAUAAAUGCAGUCAGGCAGGCUGGAGCUGGGUGUAGUCGGAGCUGCACUGUGGGGGCGAGCACCGUGGGGACGGCGCUUGCCUGAGCUGCGCCGCGGCUGUAUGGCUGCCUGUGCUUGCGGCUAGCCGCCUGGUAGAAGCCCUGUGGUCUCCACUGGGGAGAGCUCAGGACCUGGAGUAUGCCUCCUUCAAAGCCUCUUCUCUCCCAGCAGCAGAGACCCCUUCAUGGGGCUGGCCUUGUGACCCUGGUGUGCAGCUCUCGGUGUUCUCUGGGGCUGGGGGGCAGAUGGGGCUGUACUUCAGCUGUGAGUCUCAGUGGUGCCUCAUUCUCAGUCCUAACAUAGCAGCUCGUCCCAGGGGCAUCCCCCCAGGUGGGCUCUUGAGGACCUCAUCAUGCAUGCUUGCCCUCUUCCUCCUGGUGGAGCACACUGCAGUGUUUCUGUGGGCUAUGUCCCUGGCAGGGUUGCCUUCCCUUUGCAGCCCUGCACUGCUGGGCACUCGGCCAACAGCUUCUGGGUCAGCUGUCUGUGUCUGUCGGCAGCCUCUGCCUGGCUUCUUGCAGGCUGGGGUUAGUCAGGUUGUCUUUCUACAGUCAAAGCACCUGCCUGUGUCCAGCCUUGUGCCUGGAAUAGUUUCCCUAAUCUUCAGAUAAGAUAAAACACCAGUGAAAAUACCGUAAAAACAUAAAUGCCCUGAGAGGCUUGUGUGGGGGAGAGGGAGGUGCUGGCUGAAUCCCACCAAGGACAGGAUGCCAUGGGGUGUGGCCCACAUGCAUGGGGCUGUUGUGGAUGGGUGUGCUGGGCUGGAAAUGGCACAGACAAACUCCCAGGAACAGAUUUGCUUCAGUUUCAUGAACACCAGCCCCUCUGGGAUCACCUGCAGCUGCCAUAGUUGUGCUUUAUUUUCCUUCUUUUUUUCUCUAGCUGGUUUCCAGAAUGGAGGAGCCACUGUCAAUGGAGAUGUCUUUCAGGAGUCCAACGGUCCCACGGAUGCCUAUGCAGCCAUAGCCAAGGCUGACCGCCUGACCCAGGAACCUGAGAGCAUCCGCAAAUGGAGGGAGGAGCAGAAGAAGCGCCUGGAGGAGCUGGAUGCGGCAUCAAAGGUGACUGAGCAGGAAUGGCGUGAGAAGGCCAAGAAGGACCUGGAGGAGUGGAACCUGCGUCAGAACGAGCAGAUGGAGAAGAACCGGGCAAACAACAGGAUCGCUGACAAAGCCUUUUACCAGCAGCCGGACGCCGAUGUGAUUGGCUAUGUGGCCUCAGAGGAAGCAUUCCUGAAGGAGUCCAAGGAGGAAACCCCGGGCUCCGAGUGGGAGAAGGUGGCCCAGCUCUGUGAUUUCAACCCCAAGAGCAGCAAGCAGAGCAAGGAUGUCUCACGGAUGCGCUCGGUGCUCAUCUCCCUCAAACAGACACCCCUGUCCCGCUAGCUGCCACCUGGCACAGCUGGGAACACAGCAGGGCAAGGCCAGGCUCACUGAGCCGGGCAGCUUCGUGGGGCCAGCCCAGGAGGGUCCUCACCCUGCCUGCCCCCUGCUCCCUGGUGUGCACCUCGGCUGUGCUGGAGUCACUGGUUGUAACUCUCCUCAUGGUUUUCCUUUGCUUAAAAGGUG